Molecule: messenger RNA, 6274 nt
Organism: Ruditapes philippinarum (Manila clam)
Lineage: Eukaryota; Metazoa; Mollusca; Bivalvia; Venerida; Veneridae
Product: NFX1-type zinc finger-containing protein 1-like
Exons: 3
Coding region: 170-6259 (2029 amino acids)
Biological process (GO): regulatory ncRNA-mediated heterochromatin formation
Cellular component (GO): nucleus; nuclear RNA-directed RNA polymerase complex
Molecular function (GO): helicase activity; zinc ion binding
Source: RefSeq, a predicted model, not a curated record
GGAUUGUUGAACUGUCACUUGAUCAUAUAAAUCUGGGAAUACGAAUGCAAAAAUGCUGUUAAACUCAACACGUAUGAAUAAUGAUACAUCUAUCUGGGAUGAAUAAAAUGCUAGUAAAACUAAAUUAAGUUAUAGAGAUAUAACUAUACUAUGGUCCGAUUUAUCAAGCAUGUCAACAAGUAUCUCAAACAAAGGGGAUGCAAGCAAAAAUGAUAUUGAUAAUGUAGCAGCAGACCAAAUAGAACAAGCAGAGAUGAUUUCUAAUCCUGAGGAAUCGUUGGAUGAUAAAAAUGACUGUGUCGCGCCAUAUGUAAUUAAACAGCAAAGAGUACAAUUGUCUCUUCACGAAAAAAGAAAUUUAGGAAUGAAAGCUUGCGAAGGAAAAAGCUCGCCUUCUUCGGAUACCGCAACUUUGAGUGGAAUACAAGAUGAAAAACAAACACAUAAAGAGUCAUUUGGAAAUUCUUUGCAGGAACACAAAGUUCAGCCAGAACCACUGUCCUCAGUUGAAUUAUCAGUCAAUUCUAGAGCUGAAUGUUUGAGAAGCAGUUCAUACCGGACAUAUACGAAUACAAGCAACGGUCGUUCAUGGAAUACUCGCUGGCAGAAACUAAAGCCCUCUGAUCAACGUGAAAGGCGUGGAAACCCAAAACACAGUCUUGGUGAUAUUCAAACUGAACAUGAUUUACCACAUUUUUCAAAUAAAGACACCAUAUUAAGAACAGCUGUGUCAGACAUAGAAACUGUUCGUGUUCGUAACAGUAGCAAUUCAAGUGAAGUACAAUCUGAGACCAUUAGGCAACUUCCAAAAAUGAAAACGAAAACUAAUUUUGGAAUCCCACAGGAAAAAGAAUUAAAGAUGAAACGUGUUGCAAGGUCAAAGUUGUCGAAACCAUUAACAUUUCAAAUGUUUACAGAUAAAGAUUCGAAAUCAGUUCUUAAUGACUUAACGAAAUCAGAAAUUGCUUUGAAAGAAUUCAUUGAAAAGACAAAGGAAAAUAAUCAUUUCCUUGAACAGUUUUUAGACAUCCUUGAAAACGCCUUUACUUGUGAUACAUCCCCACAUGCAAUGAUCCUCCUUUUUGAAACUUUGAAAGAAAAUAAGUUCUUUGACACUUUAGCUUUGUUCCUCUUUGACAUGCAAGACGACAUUCAAGAUAAAGAGAACGCUGUCAAACACGAAAAAGUUUUAAAAGCUGUACUCCAAAUAAUUGUAUCACAGAUGUCAAGGAAUCCAUCGUCAGUUACUGUUUUUUCGAGAGUGUAUAAAGUUAUUGGACAAAUUAUUAACUGUUUAAAGGAUGUAGAUGAAUAUGUUCUUCAUGAAGACAUAGAUAAAAAGUUUGCUUUCAUAACAGAACGAAAAAAAGAAGUAGAACAAUCUUUAAAAUCAUCUUUGACUACAGUAAAAUUCCAACCACCAGAAAAUUUUAGGGAAAUUCAAAUAACACCAGGUUCAAACGAAAUUAAAGGAUGCGUGAAACCAUUUCUUAGGGCUAACAAAAAAGAAGGAAAAUAUGAUGACUUAGACCAUUAUUUAGAUGUCCAGUUCCGACUUUUACGGGAAGACUUUGUAGGGCCUCUCCGCGAAGGAAUAUCUGAUUACCUUAAAACAAAAGUAACAAACAAAGAUACUACUAGACCAAGAGACCAAAAAACUGGAGGUGAUUUAAAGAUUUACAAUGCUAGUGUCCACUCACCAGUUGUUACAGAACAUGGAUUUUGCAUAAAAAUGAAGCUAAAAAUGACAAAAGGCCUCCGAAAAAUAAAUUGGUCUGUCAGUAAGCGAUUAAUUUAUGGUUCCUUGGUGUGUUUAACUGAUGAUGAUUUCGAAACCUUUUCACUAGCUUCAGUUGUUGGACGAGAUGAAUCAGAUAUAAAUCAGGGACUGUUUACUAUCCACUUAGAAAGUAGCAUGAAAAACAUGGACAUGCUGCAUAAAGUAUUUAAGAUCGCAGAAACACCAGCAUAUUUUGAAUCUUAUAAACAUGUCCUGAAUGGUCUCCAGAAAAUAAGAGCAGGCGAUAUACCAUUUGAAAAAUAUAUAGUGCAUUGUGAAAGCAUUGUGGACAAACCCGCCUAUCUCACAACCGAGUCUACAUAUGAUCUUCGGCCUUUAAUGGAGCAAGGAAUCAAGAUUGUUGCGGAACGAAGAUUGCCCGAUAUUGACGUAACGAGAAAAAUGCCGCAAGACUAUGAAGAAAUUUAUGACAUGCCGGUACCUUCACCAGUUUUUAGCACAUCAUCUAAUAAUGCAAAGUGUGUGAAUAUUUUUGACAACGAUAGUUGGCCAGAUAAGGAGGCUCUUCAUUUUGACGAAUCCCAAUACGAAGCUGUAAAGAAUGCUUUGACUAAGGAGUUUUCUCUCAUUCAAGGUCCACCAGGAACAGGGAAGACUUAUAUAGGCCUUCAAAUAACUCGGGCACUAUUGCACAAUAGAAGUCAAUGGCAAAUUUCGGAAUUACCUGACGGACAAGAGAAUAUCAGUCCAAUGUUAAUCGUGUGUUACACUAAUCAUGCCCUGGAUCAGUUUCUUGAAGGUGUUCAUUCCUUCUUUAAAGGCGAUAUUUUACGAGUUGGAGGAAGGAGCAAAAGCAAUGUCCUUCAUCGAUAUAAUCUUAGAAAUUUUCGUCAUUGCUUUUCACACAGUAGUACGCCACUAGGUCAGAUCAAGAGUGAGCGCUUACAGACAAAAUCAAAUCUUGAUGAACUGUCAAAAGAUGUGUCCCGUUCUUCCAAAUCGCUUGAAUUAUAUCAAUAUGAAAUAAUUCAUGAACAUUUUCUAUUCAGAGUAAUGGCAAAACGUUUCUAUCAUAGUUUAACAUUUGACCAAUAUAGCAGAAAAGUAUAUGGACAAACUACGUCGAGGAUUGUAGAAUGGCUUAGAAUAACAUCCUUAGAAGUUGAUGUAAGAAGAAAGUUACAGAAUAAUAGACGUUCAUGGCGGUCAGAACAGGUGUUCGUUUCUGUGGAUGAUGAGCUGUCAGAAAGAAGGCAAUGCGGUAGAAUGGAAAGUUUAUAUGAAGGGAUGGGUUUUGUUAGGGAGGUCAGGGAUUUGUCGAUAGCAUACUUUGUUCAAGAUACCAUAAAUCCAAAUAUGAUGGAUAGUAAGGCAGACCGGCGAAGACUUGCUGCUGAAAAUGAUUUUAAAAUACUUUUAAAAAGUACCUUACAUGAGUUUAUAACCUCUACAGAUAUAAUGAGCUACGAUGAGUCAAACCGUAUCUCGAGUAUAUGGCGUCUUAGUCAAAAUGAUAGAUGGCGAUUGUAUCGGAUGUGGUUAAGUGACAUUUGUAGGGACAUCUACAACAACAUUGAAAGGAAAAGGCUAUUAUAUGAGUCAGUAUCUGAACAAUAUCGUGAAUGUUUACAGAAAGAAGACAUGGAAAUAAUGAGGAAUGCAACUGUUAUUGGAAUGACAACAUCUGGUGCUGCGAAAUAUCAAUCCGUUUUGAGAGAAAUAGGGCCAAAAAUAAUUAUUGUUGAGGAAGCUGCUGAAGUUCUUGAAGCACAUAUCAUAACAACAUUAAGUAAAAGCUGCCAGCAUUUAAUUUUGAUAGGAGACCAUAAACAACUUCGACCAAAUCCAACUGUUCAUAGAUUGGCCGUACAGUAUAAUUUGAAUAUAUCGUUAUUUGAAAGAAUGAUCGCAAAUGAAAUCAAAUUCAAUAGUUUAACACUACAACACAGAAUGCGACCUGAAAUUGCAGGAAUAAUGAGACACAUUUAUCCAGAGCUUGUAGACAAUGACAAUGUUAAGGACUAUCCAAACGUGAAAGGUGUCUCUUCCAAUCUCUUUUUAAUACAUCACGAUCAUCUGGAGGAUAGCAAUAACGAAAUGAAGAGUUAUUCCAAUCUACACGAAGCAUUAUUUGUCGUCGGCCUUUGUCGAUACCUCCUUUUACAAGAGUACAGAAAGGAACAAAUAACAGUUUUGACAACUUAUACAGGCCAGUUAAUGUGUAUACGUAACGUUAUGCCUUUUGAAGAGUUUGUUGGAGUUAGGGUAACAGUUGUUGACAAUUAUCAGGGAGAGGAAAAUGAUAUUGUUAUUCUUUCACUUGUGCGAAGUAAUCAAGAAAACAGGAUAGGUUUUCUGAAAACAAAUAAUCGCAUAUGUGUUGCAUUAUCAAGAGCUAAGAUUGGUAUGUAUCUCAUUGGUAAUUUUAUUCAAUUUUCCGCAAACUCAAGCCUAUGGAAAACAAUUAUCGACGACAUGAAAGUACAAAAGAAAUUUGGAGAUUCACUGAAAUUGUACUGCCAAAACCACCCAACCGGCGACGCAAUAGUUGCCAGAGAAGGAAAAGACUUUCAAAAGGCUCCUAAUGGUGGAUGUUCUAAACGAUGUGACGCAAGACUGCAAUGUGGGCACGUGUGUCAACAAUUUUGUCAUGUUUCAGAUACACAUCAUGUUUUAUAUCGGUGCAGAAAACCAUGCCAAAGAGUUAUUUGUGAUAUCCACAAGUGUCCCGACGAAUGUUUUAAAGAGUGUAGACCUUGCCAAGUCCUUGUUGCUAAGAUCAUACCAGCGUGUGGACACGAGCAGAAGGUAAAAUGCUAUUUAAAUCCAAAAGAAUUUGUUUGCCAGAUGCCAUGCACAGUCACGUUACCAUGCGGUCAUCAAUGCAAAGCAGUUUGUGGUGCGCCUCAUACAAGCACAUGUCUGGAAUCUAUACAACGCGAAUUGCUAUGUGGCCAUACAGUCUCGAUCAAGUGCUUUCAAAAAACUUUAGAAAUUGAAUGCCCUACUUCUUGUCAGGCGUUACUUAAAUGUGAACAUUUAUGCGGGGGAACAUGUGGACAGUGCUUAAGAGGACGAGUGCAUCCUGCAUGCAAAAAUAAAUGUAAACAAAUAUUAGUUUGUGGACAUGAAUGUUCCGCCUUUUGCAACAACUGUCCACCUUGUAAAGAAAAAUGUGAAAAUCGAUGUGUACAUAGUCUGUGCCAAAGCAGUUGUGGUGAGUUGUGUGUGCAAUGUAAAGAGCCAUGCGAAUGGAAUUGCAAACAUUUCCAGUGCAGCAAGCUAUGUUGCGAACCUUGUGAUAGACCAAGAUGUAAUGAACCGUGUGAUAAAUUAUUACUAUGUAAGCAUCCAUGCAUGGGACUUUGUGGUGAACCAUGUGCAGAAUACUUUUGCAGAGAAUGCAAGUUUGAAGAUGUUACAGAUAUUUUUUUUGGUGACGAAGACGAUCCAGAUGCUAGAUUUGUUUAUCUGGAGGAUUGCGGUCACAACAUUGAAUCAAAAGCUAUGGAUACAUAUAUGGAUAUGAAAGAAGAGACCGAGGCUGUUCAAAUAAAAGGGUGUCCCAGGUGUAAAACUCCAAUACGCAACUGUUUACGUUACGGGGCUGUUAUUAAAGAAAAUCUCCGGCAAAUUGAAAGAGUAAAACAGGUAGUUAAAGACAAAUCAAAUAUUGACAGUCUAGAAGCCUCUUUAUGCAAAAUGCUUAAAUCUGAUCAGGUCUACGUUGCAAUAGAACACAGCAAGUCAAUAUUUGAAUCAACAAAAAGUUAUAUGAAAUGGCAGUGUAUAAAAACAAUUCUUUCGAGAAUAGAACAGUAUAAACGAACGAUAUGCACAGAAAAUCAAACUGUUACGUUACAAAAUCAGCAUGUGUUCUUUGAAGCAUUUAUUGAUGUAGUUUGGAAGAUGAAAUAUAGAUUGAUGAAAACAGAAGGGACACUGCAAGGAAAUGACAUUUGGUCGUUUUUCUCUAAACUACCUGAGCAUGUUUUGAAAGAAAGGGAUAUACUUUCAGAGCAAGAGAUUGAUGAUUACAAGAACGAGCUCCGAAGAGGGAAUGAUUACGUCAGAUUAUUGACAAUCAAAGAUGCAAUAAAAGUGGUCGGAAAAUCUGAAGACGCAUCAGAACAGAUUUCAAGGAUAGAGAAGAUAUUGAAAGAGCCUAAAAGAUACGAAGAUGAGAACGCAUGCCAAGUUAAACAGGAAUUAGACAACUUAAAAGACUUCACUGAAUUUGCAAUAAGUGAAGAAGAACGAUUGGAAAUUGUUCGAGCAAUGGGACUAUCGAAGGGACACUGGUUUAAGUGUCAAAACAAUCAUAUUUAUGCUAUCGGUGAAUGUGGUGGGGCUAUGGAACAAGGAAAAUGUCCAGAAUGUAAUGCAAACAUUGGAGGGGAACGUCAUCGCCUGACGGAGGGGAACAAAUUGGCACCGGAGAUGGAUGGAGCGUCUUUUGCAGCAUAUUCGGAAGAAGCAAAUAACAUGGCAAACUUUGACAUGCACGAUUUACAGUGAGAAAGCAAUGAUGCU